This is a messenger RNA of Cylindrotheca closterium, 1311 nucleotides long. The record is from the annotation of a GenBank genome assembly. NCBI's taxonomy places the organism in Eukaryota, Bacillariophyta, Bacillariophyceae, Bacillariales, Bacillariaceae.
AUGAUGCUCAAAACGAUUCCUUUGAUCCUCAUUAUUUGCUUUACGCUAGUUCUGAGGCUGAUAUUCUCCCGUCUCCCGAACACGGCCCUGGAUACAGAAGAAGAAUAUGUCGACGAGGUUCCAAUCGCAAUUGUCGUUCCAACUACAAUGGACAAUAAUUCCCAUGGCGAUUCUUCUUCUGACCACACCACCGGAAGAAAUAUGCCAGUUCGUCCAAAAAGUAACAGCAACCUCUCUCCCGAAGACUCCUUUGCUGCAUGUCUCAUGUGGUUGGAUGACUACAGCUCGCUCAAUGAAUGGAUCGCUUACCAUUAUCAGGUUUUGCCGCUGCGAUACCUCGUCUUCUUGAGAGAUGUACCAAGCCAACUCGAUCCCACUCCCAUCUUGGACAAAUGGAAGGAACUUAUCCAAAUCGAAUACUGGACAAGCUAUCGUGAUUUCAUGACAAAUAAAACGUACAAGUAUAUUAGAAGGCGGAAACGAGCAAGUCGGUACGUUGCGAUACAAAAGGAAUUCUACAGAGGCUGCCUUGUCCAUGCCCAAGCGAACAAUCGGACGUGGACGAUGGUUCAUGAUACAGAUGAAUUCGUCGUUCUCAAUAACAAAAUUGUGCCAAAUGCCACGAGCCGAAUGGAAGAGCACGGGAUCGUAUUGGAGGUAGUGAAAAAGGCCCAUGCGAAGGAUCCCUCUGUGGGUGUCACGGGUCAAACAAAUGUGAAAUGGUUCGCGAAUUGCACAGGGAUGGCCAAGGUCCAAUAUACGUCAUUUGAAAGUACGCCGGAGGAAGUAACGAAGGGUGUUCCUUAUUCGUUCGUAGAUCCCUAUCGGUUCUUGACCCACCGUUUCCGCCACAAAGACGCCAAGGGCCUCAUCGGGAAGACGAUGGUGGAUGUAUCCAAAUUUGAUUUGAGCGAGAAGACCUGGCAUGACUUCCAUUCACAUUCUCUGAUCCGAGGAGAAUGUUUUGGGGAAUGGGGUGAAAGGCACGACUUGCUGGAAGUGAAUCAUUACCUUGGGUCGUAUGAACGGUUUCAACGGCCAUCCGACUUUCGCAUUGGUACGAAUCGUACCAACAGAUUUUACCACCUCAACAAGCAAGCCAUAGACAGGAUGUCCAUGCAGCACCUCGACCAAGGCGAUGUCAUCCGGCCUUGGUUGCAAGGAUUUGUGAAACAUUUCGGCGAAGAGAACAGCAACUAUUUGUUGUCGGAUGUUGGAUCGCCGUACAACAGGGACACGGCCCUUCCGGUUUUGGAUUCGUCUCCGGAAUCGAUACAAAACGCCAGGUCCGUACUAACGUCAAUACUGUAA